AUGCAGCAACAUCACAAAAGAGCAGCAGCAGCAGCAGCAGCAGCAGCAUCACCCCACCACCACCACAACUACCGUUACCACCUUUAUCACCACCAGCAGCAACAGCAGCAGCAGCAGCAGCAGCAACAGCAGCAGGAGGAUGUUGGGGACAGGAGAAAAGAGACAGCAAUCGUCGGGGGUUUUGAGGCCGCAUAUAACCUCAGGGCGCUUAAAGAGGGGUUUGUCUUGUUCCCAGUCUUGCUGCUCGUCAGCAGCAGCUUGCUGCAGCACCUGCUGCUGCUGCUGCUGCUGUGUCUCUCGGUCAUGCAGCUGCUGCAGACGCCAGUUGUGCUGCCGCAGCUGCUGCAGCGCAGCAGAGACCACGCGCUGCGGUAUCUUCGUCGAGCAGCCAGAGCAGCAGCUGCUGCGGGGUGCAGCAGCAGCAGCCUUAGACAGCAUCCCAGCGAACACAGACAUGCACGGGUGGGGCAGGUCCUGCAGCAGCAGCAGCAGCAGCAGCAGCAACAGCAGCAGCAGCAAACAACAACACGCUGGUUUGAAUCGAAGGAGGGAAGAACUGGAAAAGAUAGUAACAUACCCACGCAGCAGCAGCAACUGCAGCAACUGCAGCAGCAACUGCAGCAGCAAGUGCAGCAGCAACUGCAGCAGCAACCGCAGCAGCAACUGCAGCAGCACCUGCAGCAGCAAGCGCAGCAGCACCUGCAGCAGCAGCAGCAGCAGCAACAGCAGCAGCACCUGCAGCAGCAGCAGCAGCAGCAGCAACAGCAGCAGCAAGCUGGUGUUACCUCUGUAGCGGGUUCGCGUAUAGUUGGCUCUGACGAAGCUAUAGCAGCAGACAGCCAGCCUGCUGCUGCUCCCCUAAACCCAUCAAUUACAAACGAGCAAAUCACCCCACCAACAGCAAAUCCAGCAGCAGCAGCAGCAGCAGCAGCAGCAGAACAAGAAGAACAGCAGCAGCAGCAGCAGCACGAACAACGCCAGCAGCACGAGCCACACAAACACCAUCACCAUCACCAACCACCAAUCCUCCCCUUCCCCCUCUCAGCAUCUCCUUCUCCCUCUCCUUCUCCUGCUGCAGCAGCAGCAGCAGCAGCAGCAGCAGCAGCAGCAGCAGCAGCAUUUCUUACCUUGAGUUUCCACACCCAGUUGCCCUGA
Messenger RNA from Eimeria mitis, 1155 nucleotides. RefSeq lists its product as uncharacterized. The record is from RefSeq and is a predicted model, not a curated record. The transcript is spliced from 3 exons. Lineage: Eukaryota; Apicomplexa; Conoidasida; Eucoccidiorida; Eimeriidae. Bases 1 to 1155 code for a protein of 384 amino acids.